Molecule: messenger RNA, 11256 nt
Organism: Leucoraja erinaceus (little skate)
Lineage: Eukaryota; Metazoa; Chordata; Chondrichthyes; Rajiformes; Rajidae
Product: meiosis-specific coiled-coil domain-containing protein MEIOC-like
Exons: 9
Coding region: 345-3023 (892 amino acids)
Biological process (GO): female meiosis I; male meiosis I; meiotic cell cycle
Cellular component (GO): cytoplasm; nucleus
Source: RefSeq, a predicted model, not a curated record
UCCAUCGUUUCCUGUGUGUGGGGUUGAACGUGCAUUUCCUGUUAGCAACCCAGAAGGUUUAGAACUAAUGGCGACCCUUUUCCUUGGCUCUGUACGCAAAUGGACGUCGCGAAAUGAGGCGACUUAAAUACAAUUGAUCGCAACUUAAGAACUGCAGAUGCUGGAAAAUCGAAGGUACACAAAAAUGCUGGAGAAACUCAGCGGGUGCAGCAGCAUCUAUGGAGCGAAGGAGAUAGCAAUGGUACUGAUGAGAAAAAAGGUUCUGAGUUUCUCAGUAAGAAGGUGAUCAACUUGGCCCCCCCUUCAGUCAUUAAUAGCUACAGGUACAUUUUUAAGAGUGUAACAUGGAACAGCAAAUGUUCUCAACUUCUCUGUUGAAUGGCAUUGGCAAUUCUACACCUGUGGAUCCGUCGAUCUUGUACAACAAUUGGUCUGUGUUUGCUGAUGAUGGCAUACCUCCAGCUGCUUUUCAUGAUGGUCCGAAACAGAGAGCCCAGCUUAAUUUAUCAGAUUCGGGAAAUACUCCUGAUUUAUUUGGACUGGUCUCCAGCAUACUUGAUGAGCCUGAUAAACCAGAAUCAUUUUCUGAUUGGUGUAAUUAUUUUGCAUCUUGCAGGGGUUCGUCCUCUAGGUUAUUUCAAUCAAUUUGGUCGACUGCAAAUGGAGACGGUACUGGAUCACCUUUGAAAAAUAAAAUGGAAAAUGGAAGAAUUUCAAAUAAUGUGGAUAUUUCUGAAUACUAUGAAGAAAACUCUCAGACAUUGGAAGAGAAAGUAAAAGCUGAUGAACUUUAUCAAGGAUUUCAAAGUUUGAAUCUUUCAGAACCAUGGAUUUCUAUGCUCAAUAAGGAUACCAAUCAGUCUGAUUCUCAAGCCAGUGAUGUCACAUUUAUUGUGCGAAAUGACAUGGUGCCUCAGAAAGAAGGAUUUUCCUCACAGUCCAAGGAAUUUGAUUGUUGCUUACAAAAUUAUGAGGGAGCAGAGAGGGGACUUUCCAAUUUUAAUAUACAUAGCUUACAUAAUAAUUGCAGUAGUAAUAACACAAACAAACGCAAGGAACACUACAAAACUGACCGAUUUAGAGAUAAUAAAGUUGGAACAUUUGGGAUCAAAGAUUGCAACCGGAAUUCAGAAAAUAGACACAGCUCACAUGUUGGUGAAAUGUGGGGCAAAGUGUUGCAAGAGAAACAAGUAAUUCAAAAAGGACAUGAAGAUUUCAGUGCCAGUUCUCUUAAGAAAAACUUUUCUUGUUCACAAAUGGAUUUCCAUGGCCAGCAGUUUUCCAAGGAGAAUAGCUUUGUUGCUGAUGUGAACAGAAAACCUGCCACUGACUUUCCAAAACGUGGAAAUCGUGCUCGUACUUUACGAGACAGUUUUGAGAAUCAUUGUGAAAAGCUGUAUCAGAAUUGUUUAGAUGAUCUUCCUAGAUCAUCUGAAUUCAUUAAUUUGACAAAGGUUAUGCCACAGAGGAGUGAAUAUAGUCCUCAUUCUUCCCAAAGCAACCUGUUAUGGUCUGAUAGCAACACAAUGAGCCCCACUGUUGAAUGUAGUCCUGUGUUUAGGAAAGAUGGCGACAUCAUUUCAACUCUCUCACAAACAUCAACUACAGCUGCUGUAAGUAGCAGAACUCCAACACAGUUGCCAAUUUCCAGUGUUCUUCAACCUAACUAUUAUCGUGCUGCAGCUCCAAUGGAAUCCUUAAGGCAAGGAGAAUGUCCCAGGUUUUCUAGCAGUAACAUGAAUGACUGGAGUUCAUCUACUGCUGUUGGUAGAAUACAAGAGCAAAAAAAGCCUGUUACAACACUUAACAUUGAUUCCUCAGCUGCCAGAAUUGAUCAAUAUCAAAAACAUCCUGGUGGAUUUGGUACCAAUUGGACAUCACAUCACAAUGUUGGUAAUGAUGAGCCAGUCAAAUAUUUCAGAUAUUCUAAUAAGCAGGAACACAGUAACAACAGAGAUGAUAAGAGAGGGCGGAAAAAUGGAUAUCCACAUCCUUUGAACUCUGGAUCUUUUGGACAAAACCACCAACAGUAUAAUAGUUACUGCAGACAACAAGAGCAAGAUGGGAGCAAUAUAUCUGAUUUCAUUAAUCAUUCUUUUGUACCCACAUUCCCAUUCAUGAUGCCUGAUUUUAAGCAAAAUCAGAACUACUCCACCCAAUUUGGGCCCCAUGGAAUUUCUAACGCCAACUUUCCUUUUCCUCCUUCAACAUUUCCAUUUCCUGAACUAAUUGACUUAUUUUAUUAUGAUGAAUUGAAUCAGUUACAUCCUUUUAUGAAUGAUUUUUUUGGUGGAGAUAUGACCACACCCUACUUUGGAUUUCCACCACCAUUUUCCAAAUACAGACCUAUGAAGAAUCGUAGUGGCCCGGCAAAUGAACUUCACAUUCGAUUGGAAGAAUGUUAUGACCAGUGGCGAGCUUUGGAAAAAGAGAGGAAAAAGACUGAAGCUGAGCUUGCAAGAAACUUUCCUGGAAAGCGAGUGUCCAGUUCAAACAAUGCUGCUAUACCUCGUCUGCCUUCCAAUCCCUCAAGAGUAGAUCGUUUGAUUGUUGAUCAGUUACGUGAACAAGCAAGGGUAUUGACUUUGUUUGGCAAGAUGGAACGUCUCCAAAGUUGUCCAGUUCAUGCUAAUAUAUCUACAACUCUCGAUUGCCAUUUGGAAACUAUUCACGUCACACAAGCACGUCGUAAAGAUGAAAUAAUUAAUGCUGCAAAUCGUCAGAGACAAGGAGCACCUCGCUACAAUGAUGACAAGGAUGUUUUGGCCCUGGCAGCUGCUAUUAAAGACCUAACCAUUUCAACACGAAAGGCUCGCACUGCUCUCUGGUGUGCACUGCAGAUGACCUUGCCAAAAUUUUCCUUGGGGGCUUUGGUCAAGCAUGUUGAAAUUGAAAAAGCACUAAAGGAGCUGUGUCAAGGAGGUGCUAUCAAAAAUGAAGAUGAAAUGUCAAUUGAAGAGAAAAAUAUGAAGUCAGAAUUGGAUCAUGCUGGAUGUUCAGCAAUAAAAAGAGAAGUAUGCUAAAAACAAAAGAGACAGCUUAAAAUGCAGCAGCUUUUGUGAAUUGUCUUCUGGAAUAUUUCAAACCGUGGGUGGCGUCUUCAAAGUCGUACUGUUAGUAUUGUGUGAAAUUCUAGGGUUAACAGUAAGCUACCUGUUAAAUAACUUGGUGAUCUGGGUGGUAAGGGAAAGUUGCAGUCUGGGAUGAGAUUUGAAAGGGAAUGUGGAAAUUAAUGAGUUGGUUAUCAGUGUCUUGAGAGAAUCUGGUGUCAUUUUUGAUAAUUUCAGUAAGAAAAUUGUUACAUCACGUUUUUUGCAACAUUGUGCUAUUUCUGCUGCUUUGGGAUUUUGGCAGGCAUUUCUAUUUGAAACAGGCUUUAUUAUACAUCAUCGGAUGAUAACUAUGCAGUUCAGAAGAUUAUACAAGUUCUUGUGUGGAAGUGAAGAGUAAUAAAAUGCCUUUUUUUUAUCACGGAAAUAAGAAUUUAAAAUAUAGUAAAUGAGAAAUUAAAUACUGAGAUUCAGUAACAAUGCAACGAAAAUGGUACAGUUAAUAAUUUUACUUAACACCCACUUUUGGGCGUGGUUUUGUCACAAUUGAGAUAUAUAAAGAACUUUUAUCAUUUACCGUAUUUUCAGAAAGGUAGUAUAAUUUCUUCUACAAUUGAGUUUUUAAGUAAAUUAAUGAAUGUUCUUUCAUAUUUUACAAUUAUGUAGUAUAUUCUAAAUUACUGCUUUAGAUUAUGGAAAAGUUAUUGGAAACUGCAAAAAAAAACCUGAUCAGGUUUAAUAACUGCCAAUUAAAUGACUAAGAUAUUAAAAAAAACUAUAAUUGAGCUUGCAAAAAUAAUAUACUAAAAUCUGCUAGAAAUGCUCAGUUGAUAUAUUUAAUGGUCUAUUUUCCAUUCUAACUGGCAUUAUUAUAGAACAAUGUUCUUGUGUUUAUUUGACAUAUACUUAUUCAAAUCCUAAAUUUAGGUUGGGCCCUGGAAUUUUGGAGCAGUACUGUCCAUUUCCAUGGUAUGUCAUUUAGCUAAAGAGGCUUGAGGAAGCAUUGAUUUAAAAAAAAAAAAAAAACAGGGUUAAAAUAAUUGAGCUCUUUCAAUCAUUUCUGACUAUCUUUAAUUCUGCUUUCUAAAUUGUUCAAAAGAUCAGAUUAUAAUAACAUAUUGUAAUCCACAAAACCAAAAAUGUGGUUACUUGGUAAGACGUCAUGCCAAUCCAAUCACGAAUAAUAUUUUCAGAACUCAGUAGUUAAGGUGUUACAACGACAGUUAUAUUAAAUUGUUUGCUCAAGGAAACUCAGUUAUAUGCCUGUGCAUCCAAGAACAUUUUAAUCACCAAUGUCAAAUAUUUAUCAGAAGACAUCCAGUUUUUAACUUGACGAGUAUAGUAUUCAGUUAUAUGGCUCUUUUCAGAGAAACUGAAGAAACUACAUGUAGCUCGAACACAGACAUUUAAAGGUGCAUCAAUAAUUUUUGGUUAGCCUCAGGACUCAUUUCACAAAUAGAUAUAUUCUUUUACUUAGAUAAGGAUUAGGUUAUUAAAAACAAAAAAAAUCCAGAACGUAUGUAAUGUUUAACACCCUUUGGGACCAAUGUAACAUUUAGUUUUCUCAUAUUAUGAUUUUGUUUUCAUUUUUAAACUUCCUCUUUAUGGUUAACCCUCUUUUCGAUUCUUAAAUCACAGAUCAUGGACAUGCAUGAUUGUUUGUGCUGUAAAAACAAUCAACUACAUGCCGGUGGGCUUUUCAUUAAGUCAAGCCCAGAGAUUGCAGUCAGCUGAGAGCUAUAUUUUUAUUCUUCCUCACCAUAUAUCAGCUUAUUUCCCAGGCGUAAAAAGGUCACCUAUUAAAGAAACUGCUCUAUUUUAAUUUUUAAUAAUAUCAGUUUUGCAUCUGGAUUAGAAGUUGAUAACCAAGUCUGAAUAUUUUUUAGCCCUUGAUCACUCUGUGAUUUCGAUUUGAAAGCUAGCAAAACUUUAAAAUAUUCUGUCAAUAAUAUGUUUGGAAUAAUAGUUUAGUUGUAGUUGGGUGAGGGAAGAAAUGAAGGCAGGAGAAGAUUUUUUUUGCCACAACUAUAGUUUUCAUCUCAAAUGUAACUUAAUAUUUUAUUUCUGAAUGUUUUCCAUUAUAUUUUGACUACAUUACUAUUUGGAGCAAGAAUUUCUCCUUUUAUUCUCAAAUUUCACAUGUAAUACAAAUUGCUAAAUGGAUUCAGAAAAUAAAAUUAAUCUUCUCUGGGAGAAGUAACAGCCUAUGAACCACAAUAACAAUCAUUACGACCUAGCUUGGCUUUAUGAUAAAUUAAAUUUUUUAAAUAAUAUAAAAUGACUAAAGCUCUGUAUCACUGAGAGGAGGCCAAUCAACAUUUAAUAUCGAAAAUUGCAUAGUUAAGCCAAAAGAAAUAUGAGUCUUGUUAAUUCUACCUCCAUUCUUCUAAUGCGUUUGCCAUACUCAAUACCUACACUGAUGAAAGCAUCGUUGCAUUGAAGUCCCAGAAAUAGUAUCUAACUUAUUUAAGUAUAUUUUAAAGAAUUUACCAGAGAUUUCUCUGAAAAUUUAAUAAAAAACGUAUUUUUUGCUAUUAGUAUACAACAUUAAAAUUAGAAAUUGUCAUUUUAAUCUUAAAGCCUCAUUAAAGUAAAAACAUGGAAAACAUUCUUCUUAAGCCCCUGUCCCAUAUACGUGUCAUCGGCACGCUAGUUAAGCGACCUCGUGGUCGCAUUGAUGCGUGACAGUCCCGCGAAAGUCCCGCGCGACUUCAUGCGUCCGCAAAGCCGUCUGGAGCGUGUGACGUCAUUUGUAGAUGGACACAAAAUGCAGGAGUAACUCAGCGAGACCGGCAACAUCUCUGGAGAGAAGCAAUGGAUGAUGUUUCGGGUCGAGACUUCUUCAGUAUGAAAGAAGGGUCUUGACCCAAAAUGUCAUCCAUUCCUUCUCUCCAGAGAUGCUGCCGGUCCCGCUGAGUUACUCCAGCAUUUUGUGUCUAACUUCAAUUUUCUUGGCCCCGCUCUGGGAGUAGAAGUGGGGGCGGAUCCGGACCGCAACGGCCGUGAGCCCCAGGCUGAGUUCAACAAUCAUUUGCCUGCUGCUGUUGGAGCUGAGACGUUGCAUCGCGCCAGGGUCUUUGGCCUGUCCCACUUUGGCCGUCAGUUACGCGACAGGCCGGUGGCGUGCGAAGAUUUUGUUCGCUACAAAAUUUCGGAGCACUACAAUACCGCGCACAACUCCAUACCCCUGCGCGCUUCUCAGUGAGACCGGCCCCGCACGGCCACACGAUGCCCUUGCGCUUCAACGUGACGGCGAGGUCGCGUAAUUUGCGUGCCAAGGACACGUAAGUGGAACAGGGCCGUUAGAAUCAUUUUCAACAAUUUAGAGAGAGGACUUUUCGGUUGCACUUUUAGAAAUAUUGUGUGCAUAUUUCUUUAUGCACUUCUGAUGCUAUCUAAAAUGAUUUUUCUAUUAAAUGUAUAAUUUUAUCAUGUUUGAUUGCUGAGAAGGUUGAAAUAGAAAACUGGGUGACAGCUUUCAUUAACUUUCAUGGUUUAAACUUUUUUAAAUGGAACAAUGGGAGCAGAAGAAAAGCUGUGCUUGUUUGAAUAAUUUAUCUACUAAAACCCUUUUUGUUCUCUUGGUGCACACUUAGAAUGUGUUCUCAGCCAGAUGAGAGAUUUGUGAUAUUUAUAAUCUGCUCUGCUGUGGAGGAUUCCGUUCAAUCUGAAACUUCCCCACAGCACAAUAUUUUAGUGUAGGUAUCAUCACUUUUUUUCAGAACUAAAAAACUGAAUGAGUAUGAGUGCUACAUAACUUGGAAUAGUUUCAGUUCGCCUCUGUCUUUUGUAUAAAAUAAUAACGAUUACAAAAGAGAAAGAAAUGUUACUCAGGAUUAGUUCUUAGAUUUACUAACCCUUUGUGGUGGGGAACUUAAAAGUAGGACCUAUAUUUGAUUUAGCAUGCACUUAAUGAAGAUAUAAUUGUUUUUUGUAAUAUCAGUUAAAAGAUUAUAAUGUUAAUGCAUUCCAUAUUUAUUUUAAUAUUGAUUCAAUCUUAAUUUAAAUUCAGAUUUAGAAUCUAAUGUACUGUAUUAAUGGAAUUAUUCUUGCCAAACCUUCACAAUAAUCAGAUUAACUGUUACUCAGGAAAUAUAUAUUUAAUAUUUAGUUUUUUGGGUUGUAUGUGCAAAGUAUUUUCCACAAAUCUAACUAUGUACAGUACUAGGUUACCAAAGCUAUUUUUGUUUAACUGAUUUAUUUUAGAAUCCUAGAAACCAUUUUGACUGUAGAGCUAGUGAUAUGCUGAUCUUCAUACAUGGGCUUAGACAAUCAAAAGUCUUGCAUCUUAAAGCUUUGUGAAUGUAAAGAUGGAUUAAGAUAUUUAUACAACUAUUAACAUAGGUCAAACAUAUAAUUUUCUUCGUUCAUAUGACACUACACUGUUGUCAAUUUGAAGCUUUUAACAAAAUUUACCAUGUGAUCUUGUUUUUAUAAAAUGGUAUUAUAAAACCAGGUAGUAUUCAUAGUUGUUUGUAUUUGGGAAGAUUCGCUCAGGGUGAAAUCUCUUUGGGACUAUGUUAACUGUCAGAAAUUAUAUUUGAAGGCAAAGUAGUAGCUAUGAAACAACUGCAUAGGCAUAACAUUACAUUAAAAGGCAGCAUUGAUAGUCUUUGAAUUUAAUUCUACUGAGGUCAGGCCAUAGCAACCAGUAAACAAUUAAAAUGUUCAAGAAUACAUUUUUGAAUUUCUUCCUAAUUGCAACUAUAUAUUGUAAUUUUAUUUGACAAUUUACAUUUUCUGUACAGAAAUUUUUUUUCUCGUACUUUAAAUUUCACAUCCAAUAGGCAGCCAAAAUAAAUAAGUUCUUGAUUUAAAAUAUAUUUACACUUAUUAAAUGUACAUCUGAUUAAACCAAUAUGAAUCAUUUCAAAGCAGUAAUGCAUUAAAAUGUUUAUACUCUUGCAGAUCAUGAUUUUUGCUCAGCUUUAUUUCACAUGCCAGCAGCAGAGAUCGAUUUAGAUCUGUUUGUGAGAUCAGGUAUAACAGGCCAUAAAGGCAAAUGAUGUGUGGAUAAUUUUAUAUCAACUCAAACCAAUGAAAGUAAAUUAUGUCAUGGAUUAUGGUUCAUAGAUAAUGUCUCCAAGUGCUCAUCCAACUACCUUUUAUGUGAACUGGAUUUCUUCCUCCACCAUUAUUUCGGGGACUGAAUACCAGACGACCACAAUUCAUUGGGUGAUUUAUUUCCCUCUACAAUCCUUCAAACCAAUUCAUUGAGUGAUUUUUUUUUUACCUCUUCAAUCAUUCAAAUCUAGUGUUUUAAUCAGUACAUCUGCAAUAAAUUCAAGUAAUUAAGAAUUGAUAUAUUCAACAUCCUGUUUUGUUUAAAUCCCCUGAGUUUUCACUUUUUUUGAUUCAUCUUGAUUGAUAUGUUGAACUUUGCUAAAUGCCUCACUAAAAUCAAUACGUGGCAUCCUCAUAGAUCCUUCUUGUAGCUCCCCAUAAAAGUAAUCAUAAUUGCACUUUAAAAGUAAUUAAUUGAAUAUUGUGUUUUGGGAUAGCUUACAGUUUUGAAAGGAUAUAUAUAUAUAUUAAAAAAAUGUUUUUGUAUGUCCAAUAUUGUAGAACUCCACUGGAAGUUGAGUAUUGACAUUGACUAUAUUUUUGACAAAGGGAAAAAUAUAAAUUAACAAAUGUAGUUAAUAGAAAAUUAAUAAUGUUUAGAAGUUUUCCUUCUAUCAAAUAUAAUCUAUUUAAUCUAUUCAUGAAUAAUUAGAAAUAUGGAAGGUGAUUCAGCCGUGCAUAUUUUGAUUUUUGUUAAAUUUAAUAAAACAUUUGUUUAUACACAACCUUUGCCUUAAGUGCUGCUACGUGGCAUUGUCCAUGUAGCUACACUUCUCCAUAGAUUGUAUUUAUUUCAACAGUAUUUCCAAUUUUAUGUUCAUUAUCUUCAGAUAUUGGAAUUUCUAAUUAAACAAUUGUUCCCUUGCUGACAUGCAGGGUUUAGUGCAGAAGUAAAAUCUUUAUCCCAAAUCCUGUGAAAGUUUUUAAAUUGCAUUAAUACUGUAUAUUAAAGACAAUAUAUUUACCCAUUUAUUCACAAAUAUGCAUUAAUCCCUGUUGCUUAAUUUAUUUUCCUUCUUGCACAUUUUUUAUUUGUAACUCUAUUUUAGGAUUAUUUAAGAAAACUUAUUUUUAACAUGUAGAAAUCACAUACAUUUUUGAAGCAUUUCGAGAAGUAUAUUCAUUACUUGUAAAUGAAUGAUUUAAUUCAUCAUUCCAAGUAAUUAGAUCUGUAUAUGAAACAUUACUACUAUUUUGAAUCUUUUAAAAUAAUUUCAAAAUCCACAGAAAUCAGUGCUGCCUUUAAGACUAGAAUACAACAUGCCUUUCUAUUAUAGGUUUACAGUUCUCAUUUUUGGUAUAAAUAUUAUGGUACUAGUUUGCUACAGAUUUUAAUGAAGCAUUAAAGUCACACACAAGUAUUUAAUGUGUGACGAUGUGACCUAUAUAACGAAGGGAAUACAAGAUGAUUUGCUCGGACGUUUUGGAAAAUCUUAGAUUUUGUUUACACAAAUUUAUUUUUGUAGCCAUAUUGGAUUAUGCUCUCUUAAUGAAUGUGUUGGGCAUUGUAGAUCAUUUUUUGGGUUAUCUAUAUCUGUUAAUUUCGUAUUCAUGAAGCGUUUACUUCUAAAUCGAGUUCUUGUGCAUUUUAUAUAUGGUAAUGUGCCUUUUACUGAUUAUAUUUUCUUUCACACUGUUAAAACCCUGUAUGUACCUUGCUUCAGCAGCUUUAUAAAUACUCAUCAAUGGAUAAAUAUUGUUAAUUUCUGCCAGCUAAAUAUGGAAAAUCAUAGUUAUAUAAUGAUAAUGCAUAGCUAGCAGUGUAGCAUGUUUAUUUUAUUAAAUGUAUUUGUAUCAGUCUGCUUAAGUGAAAGGCAUGCGGCACUGUUGCUUAAUGGUACUGUUGUGAAAUCAAUCAACAUUCAUUGAUUGAUAUAUAAUGACAUGGAAUGUAAUUUAUGCAAUAAUCUACAACCUGUAUUCUCAUCCAAUGAAAAGUUUGUUCUUCAUGGUAUCAUUAUGUUCUACCUUGGAUCAUUGUGACAUUUGCUAACAACAAUAGCUUUUAGGUGCUGGAAAGUCAAGAGGCACUUAUAUAUCUUUCUUUUUCCUAGUUAUAGCUUAGCCCUCAACACCUUUGACCAAAAUUUGAAAACUUAAAAGCAUUUGCGGUACUUGUGUAUUUCACAUUUAAAAAAUAUUCUAUGUUUAAUCAUGUAUUUUAUCUUGAUCACCAACAUUAGGUUCAAGUAUCCAGGACAUUUGUUUUGUUAGAUGUUUGCCUCACAAAUAACAUAUUAUACAAAUAUUGGGGAACAAUUAUCAUUUUUUGUUUUUUGCAUAAGUGGGGAACAAUUUUUAUAAAAUAAUUUAAGCUUUGAAUAGUCUUUUUCACUGCACUUUCCUUGGGUGAUAUUGUCUUUAGCCAAUGGAACAAAUCAUUUAUUUAAAUAACAUUUUUAUUUAAAUUGUGUGUUUAGCCAGAGCCGACUGAAAAUUGGCAUGUUUCUAAAUUACUGGAUUUCUGGAAUAUCUUGGUGGUUUUUAUAUAAUAUAAAUUCUUUUGUUUUCUUAAAAUAGGAGGUAACAGAAUUUUUAAUCCAGUGUGCAAUCGCAGACUUCUCCUGUGAGAGUAAAUUGUUUGAAAAGUAAUUCACGAUAUUAUCUACUUUGACUAUGUUCUCUGGAAUAUUUUCAAUGUUUUAUGCAUAUAACGGGGUAAAAUAUACACGGAGAUACUGUAUACUUAGUAUGGGGAAAGAUUAUAUUUUAGACCUGGUUUAGAAUCAUGUGGUUGGGUUGCUCUUCUCUGGUGACACUCCACAAAUGUGUCUGCACUGGUGUGCAGGUGUGUUCAUUUAUUACAAAGUCUUGAUCACAUGUUGUCAGAGAAGUCAGCAGUACACAAUGUGUAGACCAGUAAUAAAGUUUUGUUAAUGAAUGCUGUUUAAUUAUAAUGUCCUGUCUUUGUGAAUCACUUAAAAUGUUAUUUUGUUAAAAAUGUUUCCGAAUUCAGUCUUGCUAACAAUCACAUUAUUGUUAAUUACAGUCAGCCGUGGCUUUUGAGUGCUGAAUUAUUUUAAAGUUACAGUUUAUAUUUAACUAGAGUGUGUAGCAGCUUUGGAAUUUUGUUUAUAAACAAAAGGUUAAAAAUUAGCACAUUACUGGAAAGAAAUAAAAAUUUGAAAUGGUUUGAUGUUAA